ACGGGGAAGUGCCGGCCACUGUUUCGGGUUGGCAGCGAUCAAAUCGGUUUCGUCUUUAAAAAAAAAGCAAAAACGUUUAUUCAUUUCUUUUUUUAUCCCCUCGUUACGUUGGUGAAAAGGGGCUACGUGUAACAAUUAAGAGAGACGACGACGAAGACGACGAAACCGACAUUUAUAAAAAACAAACAAAUUUUAACAACGCUACCGGUACAAUGACAUAAGGUGCGGCGGCGAGGCAGCGCGCAAGGUUGGUUCGAAGGUUGUUGCUGUUGACAAGAGGACAACAGCCUCGUCUUGAAGGGGGCGUCACGCCGGGCUGACUGUGGGGGGAGGACGAGGCACCAAGGACGAGGCCAACUCACUCCCAUCACGAGGACCAAGGGGACGGAGAGGGCCCUGCACUUGCCAACAGGGAGGGAGGGAGGAAAGCCAGACCUGACGAGGGGAGACUGGCAACACGGAGAACAGAGGAAAUUCCUUCACCCAAGUGAUGAGCAUUUCCCCGCUCGUUCGCCUCUCCUAAAGUCCUCAUCGCACCAUGGCAGAAGACGACAAAACGGCCAUCUUGUCUGAGGAUGAGCUGGAUAAAAAACACCGCUACAUUCUCACUGAGCCAGCCAAUGGGGUCACGCCGAGUGCAACGGAGGAAUCACAGGAGAACUCCUCUACAGACGACGAGCCCGACUGGAUUGAGCGACGAUGCAUAAAGAUUAACGAUGACCUCCUCAUCUCUAAGGCCUUCUAUUUCUUCUUCUACUCGGCCUACGGUUCACUUUUUCCAUUGCUGCCUGUCUAUUACAAGCAAUUGGGCAUUAAUGCCAGCCAGAGCGGACUACUGGUGGGAAUUCGUUAUUUCAUUGAGUUCUGCAGCGCACCCCUGUGGGGGGCUUUGGCUGAUCGCUUUCAAAAGGGGAAACACCUCUUACUUUUCUCCCUGCUUUGCUGGAUUGGGUUUAGCUUGGGAAUUGGCUUUGUACAUCCGGCUACGCCACACUGUACCCUCAAAGAACUCCCCUUCGCUAAUGGGACGACAACCACUAUAACCACAACUUUACCAACAUCUUCGUUCUCCAUUCCACCUACAAAUGCCACAGGGCAUUUAAGAAGGAAGCGUGAAUUGGCAACAACAAAUAACGUUCAAGAAUCCUUUGGAUUAAAAUCGACCCCUCCAACUAAGAUUCCCUUUUUUUCCAUUGGUUAUGCGCAUCCAUUAAGCACGCGAGCACCUUCAACCACAAUUGGCUUUGUGAGAAAUGUUACAUUAUUCGGAGUGAAUGGUAGUUCUUUACCGAACACCACUGGGCCUCAGACAACAGGAACCACACCAAAAACCACAGUCGAUCCCACCAAGUUCAUGAUUGUAUACGACAAAUUGGAGCUUCGCACCAUCUUCUUGCUGCUGCUGGUACUCGUGCUCAUCGGAGAGUUCUUUAGCGCGCCCGCCAUCACCAUCGUGGACACAGUCACCCUGCUUUACCUGGGACGCAACCGUGACCGUUACGGGCGGCAGCGCAUGUGGGGUUCACUUGGCUGGGGCGCGUGCAUGCUAUCAAUUGGCCUCCUUAUCGACUAUACAGACGUGGAUAUGACUGGCUGGGUGGAGGCUCCAUGCCUCCCCCCAGAGUACCACAACUACCAGAUCGCCUUCAUCGCAUUUGGAGUCACCAUGACAGUGGCCCUGGUGGUGGCAACGCAGUUUCACUUUGACUACAAAAGGUUCUCGCGAGAGGCAAUUGAGGAGACGGAGUCAAUCGAGAUCCCGCACGUGGAGCCUGUCAACAGCACCGCACGUGAACGCCGCACCAGCAGCAGCACCACCACAGUGUCAAGCACGUCUGCCAUCACGGCAGCUGUGCCCAUUCCCGUCGACAGCGGGGGCAAGCCCGAGCCCAAGAAGUACCGCUACGGGCACCUGGUGAAACUGCUGUGCAAUGUGCGCUACGGCUCGGUGCUGUACGUCACGUGGUUCAUGGGCUUUGGCUACGGGUUCGUCUUCACGUUCCUCUUCUGGCACCUGGGCGACCUGGGCGGUACCCCAACCCUCUUUGGGGUGUGCUCCGUGCUCGACCACCUCUCUGAGCUGACCGCCUACUUCUUCAGCCACCGCCUCAUCGCCCUCAUUGGGCACGUACGAGUCCUGUAUCUGGGGCUGGCCUGCAACACAGCACGAUACCUCUACAUCUCAUACCUGGUCAACCCGUGGUAUGUCUUGCCCAUGGAGAUCCUGCAGGGUGUGACGCACGCGGCCAUUUGGGCGGCCUGCAUCUCUUACCUUAGUGCGGCGGUGCCACCCUCGCUGCGAACAUCGGCACAGGGCAUCCUGCAGGGCCUGCACCUGGGUCUCGGCCGAGGCUGUGGGGCCAUGCUCGGCGGGGUCAUGGUCAACUACUUUGGGGCUGCGGAGACAUUCCGUGGGAUCGGCAUGGCCUCCCUCGUGACGCUGCUUCUCUUUGCCUUCAUCCAAUGGCUUCUUGGGCCUGAGGAACUUCAAACGACGACGACGCUCGUAGCUCAGCCAGAUCCCCCAGGGGCGCCGAUCGCCACCAUUCAAGUGCUGGUAUCGCACGAGGAGUCUGAUGGCCAGCGUGAGCGGCGUCCGCUGCGAAGCCGCAAAACCAAACACCAGGAGGAGCAGGAGGACCCGGGACGGCCGGCAUGGGGAGUGGGAAACUCCUCGCCAUGGGUGUCCCUCACCUACACACUAAUGCAGCUCAAGGAAGCUCUCAAACUGAGGAGGGAGCAGAAGAUGAUGAAGGCAGCAGCAGCUGCGCAGCAGCAGGCACAGCCUGGAGAGAAAAACCAACCAUCCUCGGGUUACCAAGCAGGCGGCGGGCAUCAUCCCACGGAGACGAAGCCAGAGGGGCCAACAUCGGAACACGGGCAUCCAGAUGGGCAACAGGAGAAGAAGCCAGCCGAUGGCACUGCGACAUCCGUACCCACCGAGCCAGGCCACGUGCCAUCUGAAGACGAACCAGGGUGGCAGUGAGCGCAGCAGCCGGGAAAGAACGUUGGUGAUGAGAAGAAAGGAAGGGUUUAGCAAUGGUGGUGAGUGGGUGUGCUUGCUUUUUCUCCCCCACCCACCCCAACAAUCCUCAUAGUUGAUACCUGUUGGCUCAAGCACUGCCUGCAAACAAAACCUGUUUUUGUGUUCUCUGGAUGCGUCUCAGAAAGACAUCGGGUAGCUUUUGUCUUUCUCACCUGCAGCUGGUUGUAAUGAAGACAGUCAGAUUGGAAAUGUUCAGUGUAAGAAUAGGUCAUUGGAUUGGUUUUACAGUUAGGAAAGUGGUUUGAAUGCUGCUGUACCUGUUUAACUCUCUGAAGGCUUUGUAGAUAUUCUUAAGUGUAGUUUACUGUAUACAUUUUAUUCUGUGUCAAACUGUCCAAUAGCAUAACCAGAAUUGUAUUACAUUUGCUGAAAGUAAGAUCUCGUGUAAAUCUGGACAUUUCCAUAAAUAUGGCCAUAUGAAAAACUCAAACUCAUAGUCCAUCUCUCUUAUCAGGUACACUGAAGGCCUCUGGAAGUGUUUUUAAGAGUGUCAUGGUGCAGACUUGAGAAGGCAUACGGCAUUAGAGUAUUUUACUGUUGUUCUGUGUUCAGUGUUGAAGCAUUCACAUAGUUUGUGCUUGCCAUUAUCAUCAACUAAUAUACGAAUAUAAACAGUUAAGGUCCCCAAGCUUGCUGCAGAUGUUUUCCCCUGGAAACCCAACGCUUGGUUCAUAUUUUACAUUAAACACAUAAAUUGCAGUUCUUGUAUAAUCUAAGGCAUUCAAAGCCCCCUAACUAAAUGCUUGCACGUUUUAAACUUUCUGAAUGUUAUGGAUUUUAUUUUAAUGUACCAAAGGUUAGCGUGUAGUUAAUGUGAUUGCAAAUUUCAUAUUAAAUCCUGUCAUUGAUUUGGCUCAAAUUCCAAUAAAGUUACAGUCCAGUGAGAAAUACAAUUGCGCAAAUGGCUUGGAUGCUUAGCUGCAAUUUAAUCUCAGGCCCCCUUUUUGAGCACAUUUAUUUAUGAAACUGCCUUACUUUCUACUAAUAUUCUGAGUUAAAUGAAAAAUUAUCAUCCCUAUGAUUUGUAAAAUAUGACUCUUACUUUAAAUCCAGAACGAUAAAGCAGGUCAGUAUCUUGCAGUCAGAUUUGAGGAUGAGCAGUCUUAACACUUGGGUCUAUGGAUUUAACGCGCAUUUGUGCAGUUUUUAUUUUAUUUGGUAAACUUUCACUAUCCAUUAUUUAAAGAGGUAGCAGUUGUUGAAGCACUCAUGCUAGGUAGAAUGAAAGAUGGUGCUUUAUAUACGGUAUGUGUUUGUGUGUGGUUUUUCAUUUUCAUUGGCUUCUCAUACUCAUUUGGUGGAACUCAUUGUAAUGGGAUUAGUAGCCAAGGGCACACAUUCUUGCAGAGAAUUUCUGUGGACCAGGACUUAAUUUCACGAGUUGCCAUGAAUACCAUGCUUGCAGUGAGAUUGUUUACUCAUGUCUCCGGGAACAAAAUUGGACCUAUUUAAAAUAUACAAAGCAUUGAAAUUGUAGUUUAGUUUUUCCCUAUUGGCUGCACCUAAUGUGCAAAACGAAAGUUGUUUGCUAUGUUUUGUGAAUCAAACUGAGUUAUGAAAACCAGAGGUGGUAGCAAGCUUGGCUUGUUAAGUUGACUUUCUGCCUGCGCCUGUGUAUACACAAAUGGAAUACACUGUAUCCCAUUACUGUCCCAUAUUCCUCUUCACGUAUCAGGGAAUUAGUGACAGGCUCGUAUUUUGUUACCCUCUAGAGGUGUGGUGAUGCACCCGACUAAUUGAAUACUGCAAUAAGAUGUGACAAUGUGUAUUGAAUCUGAUGUUUAAGAAUAUUAUUUUAAAUACCGAAACCUUGUCAUAAAGAGUUCACAUCGCCGGCCUACAGCCCCUUGUGGCUUCAGCAUGAGCCACGUUAUCAGAAUAUUAAUUAAUUAAAUUGCGAAAAGCUUAUAAACAUUUGUACCUUAACUACCCUCCUAUUUUACUGUACAAAUUUGGCCAAAGGGCAUGUUCAAACCUCUCGAAAAGGCUUCGUUCUUGCAGUUCAACUUUCAAGAAGGCAAUCGGGCAGGAUGUUCAAACAGCUGUACACAAAAGGGACUCAAUUCUUGACUAAAUGUUAUUUAUCUUCAACGAUUUGGAGGAAAGGGAGGCUUAAUUUAGGGUUUACAUUGCAUGCACGUGUGUGUGUUUUAUGGGACCAUUUUAGGAUUGAGUGUGACUUGGAAAAAUUCACAAAAAUGUGUGUUUACAGAGUUUUAUUUACAGGAGAUUCAUAUUUUGGCACGUGUCUUAAAGAGAGAAGAUAGUGUUUUUCCCACUCAUGCUGAAUUUAUGUUUCUUGAUGCACGCAUACAGUAGUUUUAUAUUGUUAUUCACACAGACAUCCGAUAGGAUGUGUCCAGGAUUUAUUAACUUGACCGAAUGUUAUUCAAGCCCAAAGUUUGGUAUCAUUUCUUGUGAUUGGCCAAUGUAAAAUGCGCACAAUAUUCUAUAAUUACUUUCAACUUUCCCCACACUAAGCCAGAUAUGCCAUGAAAAUGUUGCAAGGCUCAUAGAUAAUGUAUUACCAAUACUUAAUCCCAAUGAGACUACAUUCCUCUGUUUAUAGUUAUGUUUUCUUUAGAGGAUCCAUGAGGAUCGUUUAUAAAUUGAGGGUGCAGUCUGCACACUCUUUUCUAUUAUGCAACAUUAAAUGUCAUUGUGAAAAUCAUCGCUGGUUUUCUUACUGCAGUGCUCACAGUUUUGAAUGUUAAUGUUACACUGGGAUAUAUUAUUUUAAUUUGAUAAUUUAAUCUUUGCAUAUUUCUACCUAAAACACUUUUAAUAAGCAACUUUAAAUACUGGUGACUUACUCGAGUUUCAUUAGAGUUCAACUUUGGCCUCUCAUUAUCCAACGUGCGUUUUGGACUGUUUACCGAAUUAAAGUGGCAUUCAGGUUAAUUUUUGGAAAUGGAUUGUUUUAUGUGUUUUUGUGGAGUUUAAAAACACGGUACUAAAAAGUUAAAGUAUCGAGUUGGGUUUAUGUAUUAUUUAUAGUGUAAAUUGUUUGCUGUGUGAGAAUCAAACUCGCAUUACAGAUUGUUGAGCAUGAAUGAGUGAAGUGCCAGCGCACCUAGCGUCAUUGAGUUCAGCGUUUACUUUGGCAUACACUUUUUAAAGUGCAUCCUUUACGGAUUUUCACGCUUUUUUCUCAGAUUCACCAUUUCAACAACUGCAACACCCCAGCGUGCUGCAUGUCACUCGUUAUAUGUAUGUAUACUUUCACGUUCAGCUAAAAACAAAGCCUGAUAUUCACAACGUCCGUUGUACCGUGGAACAGGGUUAAGAUGAAGGUCCGCUAUAUGCCCCUCGUGCAGCGAGGGUUGCUUCUUGACAAUGGACUCCUCAGAAUUGAAAGCUUUUUUUGCAGAUGCACUUUUAAGUUUUCCAGUGCCUUCAUCCAUGUUUGUGGACGAAGUUUGUGUACAUUUUAUUUUUCGUGUGGUUGGGCUGCUGGUCGUAGUGUGCUUUGUAAAUGAUACAGCGUGAGUAGAAAUCCACAUUGAAUAUUAAUAAUUGAUAUACCAAACAAUUGCACUGUAUAGUACAGUCGGGAAAUGUUUUGCAGAAUUGCUAGGAAAGAGGGUAAUGUAUUUUUGUGUCGAGGAACUUUUGCAUUAUUAAACGUCCAUGUAAUGCUUGAUGUAUGGCAACUAUUAGACACCGAAACCUGCUUUGAAUGUACACCGCUCAAUGUCCCUUAAAUAUCUACUCAACAAGGUGGUGCAAAUGACACACAACACCGUGCACUCAAUGGGCUUGAUACUGCGUGGGAGUACCGUGCCUGACGCCAUUUGCCUCUUCACAUUUGAAUCUCAAUGUCGAGUCUCUUGCCACUGGCCAAAUUGCAAAUGUGGCCUGCACAAAAUCAUUUUAAAUGUCAUGCACAUGCAUUGAGGCUUUGCGGAUUGUGAAUUCUCAAAUAUCUCUUAAGUUGCGUAGACAGUAAUUAAUAUGCUCCAGCAGAGCAAUAUAAAGGGAAAAAAACGUAACUAUCCUAAAUGUGCAGCACGUCACACUUUUGCAAUUGGCACUUAAGCAUGGAUUGAUACUGGAUACAACCAAAGAUUUGAAUUGUGUUUGUCAUAACGGAAGCAGUGGCAUAAGUUCAGACUAAAUGUAUAUGCUACCUAUGGACUAUAAAUUGUCAUGUCACAUUGUUAAGAUGCAUACCUGUAAGGUUUAAUGUGGUUCGUGUUGUUAUUGGUUUAACAUGUUGGUUCAGUGACAUUGGGGUGUACUAGAAUUAGUAGGUCGUUUAAGAAUGUGUAACUACUGUAUGUGAUGGUGUGAGCACUCCACAAGCUGGUAAGUGGUGGACUUUGCAGUUAAUCAAAUGGCAGGCAGCUGAACAAUCCGUGUAAAGGGAACACUGCGAAUACAACGUAUAAGCAUUCAACAAGGCAGUGUUGGCAUGCUCAGAGUUACUCAGCCAAGACACAUUUAAAGCACGCGAAUGGUGGUCAUGACCAUCUUUUUAUUUUACUCAUGCCAAAGUCCACCCGUGCGCGUGGCCUUAAUCGAUCCGAAGCUGUGUCAGUGUAAGGAGAAAAAAAAUGUGAUAUUUUUAGACUUCAGACACAAACCCACGCGUUCAACUUCCAAUCGCUCUGCAUGGACCCACGUGUAUUCAAUCACACACCUGAAGCCGUUUAAAUGAGCGGUGGAGGGGGGGUAAUGACAUCUGACGUAUGGUUACCAAUCUGUCGUGCAGUAAACGUUAAAACGCGUUCGUGUAAUGGUUAUAACCACCAAUUUUAAGUGUGCUUUAUAAGCGAGUCAUUCCACUUGUGGCGCUAAUUGUCGCUCAGCCGUCAAAACAAUUAUUCUGCCUUCUAUGUGCAUAUAUCGGUUUCGUGACUGUACAGCUUACGAUGUAAAAAAAAAACAUUGUGGUUACGCGAUGAUAAAAAGGAAUAAAAGUAUAUAUCUA
Messenger RNA from Lethenteron reissneri (Far Eastern brook lamprey), 7979 nucleotides. It is a transcript of the gene MFSD6, whose product is annotated as major facilitator superfamily domain containing 6. Gene Ontology annotation, cellular component: plasma membrane. Gene Ontology annotation, biological process: antigen processing and presentation of exogenous peptide antigen via MHC class I. NCBI's taxonomy places the organism in Eukaryota, Metazoa, Chordata, Hyperoartia, Petromyzontiformes, Petromyzontidae. The record is from RefSeq and is a predicted model, not a curated record.